GAUGGAUAGAUGCAAAUACAGCAACAUAUCUACUGUUAACAUUUAAUAAAAACCCAUUGUGUAAGUGUUUUAAUUGAGCUUUUCUUGUUUUCCUUGACUCCCAGAUGCGAGCCAGAGGCCAGGAAGUGAUGAAAACGGUGCUGCGUUCCCUCGGCGUCGGCGACCUCCAAGUGUUUGCUCUGGCUCUUCUCAGAGAUAACGAAUAUCUUUUUCUGGAUUUGGAACAAAAGCUGAGGAAAUAUUUUGGUAAAACAUGGAGCAGGAACUCCCUAAAGGUUCCAUUCAUCGUAUUUCUCAGAGUGAAGUUUUAUUUGGAAAACGGUCUCCUGAUAUUGAGCAGCAAGGUGCAGCAGCUUUACUACUGGGAGCUGAGGCAGAAAGUGCUGCAAUCCCAGAGCCACCAGCAGGAAGCUCUGCUCUUCCAGCUGGCAGCUUCAGCGCUUCAGGCUGAAGUCGGAGAUCUGGAACGUCGAGAAGGAGCUGAAGACGAGGGAGGACAUGAGAAAAAGGAGAGGAUGCGAUACUUUCUGCCAGAAGAUUACUUUCCACCUUGGCUAAUAAAUCACAGAGGGAGAAACUUCCUUCUCCAACACAGCCCAGUGUUGCACGGUGAGCUGAGAGGGACGCCACGCAGCCGGGCCAUCCUGCAGUUCAUAAAGGAGGCCAGCAGCCUGCAGGACGCAGCGCUGACUUUCUACAGGAUGAAGCAGGGGAAGGAGGAGCUGAGAAGUUCGAUCCUUCUCGGCGUGGCGCUGGACGGAGUCUAUAUCUACCAGGAGGUGGAAGGGAAGAAGCGUGUACUGUCUGCUUUUACCUGGUCAGAGAUCGACCGGUUUACUUUCCAGGGCAGCAGGUUUGAAAUAGCUGCAGUCGACUCAAAGCUGGUGUAUUACACCCACUCAGCUUUCCACUCAGAGCACAUUUUGAAACACCUGAGCGACAGCCAUCGCUUCUACAUGACCAGCAAGGAUGCAGCUGGUUACAUCCAGCAGCUGGAAGACAUGCAAGCCCUUCGGCUCCACAGAGAGGCUUAUAUCUGUGACAUGACACAUUUAAGACAGAGACUCCAAUGUUCMAGCCUCACUGCAUCGGUGUCAGAUUGCAGCAACAUGGAGACGGACACAACCUGGACCAAAGGCGGAGCGGAGGAGGAGCAAAGCCCUCUAUCAGAGGUUGAAUCUGAAGAGGCUUUUGUCGAUGACCCAGCAGAAGUGACCUGGCUUGCUGAGUUCUUAUACGGUGCGUCUGUUGACGGGCCUUUACAGCUCCCAUCUUCCACCUGGGCAGCUGUGACCAUGGAAAUGAAACAGGUUUUGUGCAAAAGAGUGGGUGAAGCCUCUCACUCUUUUGAUUCACAGUAAAGCAAGGGGAGUUCGUCGCAUGUUCUGCAGCUCAGGACAAGAAGAUUACAAUGAUGCACAACAUAGUGAAAAAAAAUCAACAAAAUAUUCAGUUUUCUACAAAUUUGCAUUGAGAAUCCAUCCAUUUU
Molecule: messenger RNA, 1489 nt
Organism: Poecilia reticulata (guppy)
Lineage: Eukaryota; Metazoa; Chordata; Actinopteri; Cyprinodontiformes; Poeciliidae
Product: FERM domain-containing protein 6
Biological process (GO): positive regulation of hippo signaling
Cellular component (GO): cytoskeleton; cytoplasmic side of apical plasma membrane
Source: RefSeq, a predicted model, not a curated record